GCCACGCUGGUGAUGAAAGACAUCGACACCGCGUGCAACAAACAAAUCUCACUGGCGGCCAAAAACUCAAACCUGGACACCAGCUCUUGAGACCGGAACCGAGACAGGUACGCCGUGUCGAGAGCGCAAUAUCCAACAUCAAAAGACCCUCGGGUUAGGCGUGAACGGUAUUAAAAAUGACUGAGCGAUUUGAUUGCCAUUACUGCAAGGAAACUCUGUUUGGAAAAAAAUACCUUCUGAAAGAAGAAAAUCCAUAUUGUGUGAAAUGUUACGAGAAUCUGUACUCCAACACAUGUGAAGAAUGCAAGAAGCCCAUUGGCUGUGAUGGCAAGGAUCUUUCAUACAAGGAUCGACACUGGCAUGAAGCCUGCUUUCACUGCUUCCAGUGCAAGCGCUCACUGGUGGACAAGCCAUUUGCUGCCAAGGAUGAACAUCUCAUUUGUACUGAAUGUUACUCUAAUGAAUAUUCUUCCAAAUGCAAUGAAUGCAAGAAAACUAUCAUGCCAGGAACACGCAAGAUGGAAUAUAAGGGAAACAGCUGGCACGAGACUUGCUUUAUCUGUGCGCGAUGCCAGCAGCCUAUAGGUACAAAGAGCUUCAUCCCCAAAGAGAACCAGAACUUUUGUGUGCCAUGUUAUGAAAAGCAGUUUGCAAUGCAUUGCAUUCAGUGUAAAAAGGCCAUCACUACAGGAGGUGUCACCUAUCGGGAUCAGCCCUGGCAUAAGGAGUGCUUUAUCUGUACUGGCUGCAAGAAACCAUUGUCUGGGCAAAGAUUUACUUCCCGGGAUGAAUUUGCCUAUUGCCUGAACUGCUUCUGCAAUUUAUAUGCCAAGAAAUGUGCUGGAUGCACCAGUCCCAUAAGUGGUACACAUGUUUUGCUUUAUUUUACUUGAUAAAAUCGAUAUGAUGUAACAAUAGGGCUGCAAUACAUGGAAUAUAGGCAAUGUAUUAUAUUCAGG
Molecule: messenger RNA, 959 nt
Organism: Bufo gargarizans (Asiatic toad)
Lineage: Eukaryota; Metazoa; Chordata; Amphibia; Anura; Bufonidae
Product: four and a half LIM domains protein 2-like
Exons: 5
Coding region: 177-893 (238 amino acids)
Cellular component (GO): nucleus; Z disc
Molecular function (GO): transcription coregulator activity
Source: RefSeq, a predicted model, not a curated record